This is a messenger RNA of Menidia menidia (Atlantic silverside), 624 nucleotides long. The record is from the annotation of a GenBank genome assembly. NCBI's taxonomy places the organism in Eukaryota, Metazoa, Chordata, Actinopteri, Atheriniformes, Atherinopsidae.
AUGGCAGAAGUCGCCCCAGCAGCCCCCGCCGCCCCGGCCAAAGCCCCGAAGAAGAAGGCGACCAAGGCCAAGAAGAAGAGCGGCCCCAGCGCCCGCGAGCUCGUCCUGAAAGCCGUGACCGACUCCAAGGACCGUAAGGGCAUUUCGCUGGUGGCUCUGAAGAAGGCUCUGGCCGGUCAGGGCUACGACGUGGAGCACAACAGCGCCCAGGUCCGUCGCGCCAUCAAGAGCCUGGUGGUCCAGGGCUCCCUGGUCCAGACCAAAGGCACCGGCGCCUCCGGCUCCUUCAAGGCCGCCAAGCCCGCCGAGAAGCCCAAGGCAGCCCCGAAGAAAGCCGCCGUCAAAGCCAAGAAGCCCAAAGCAGCGGCAGCAGCGAAGAAGCCCGCCGCCGCCAAGAAGCCCAAAGCGGCCAAAAGCACCCCGAAGAAGGCAAAGAAGCCCGUGGCCGCCAAGAAGCCCGCCAAGAGCCCCAAGAAGGCAGCCAAGAGCCCCAAGAAGGCCGUGAAGAAGGCGGCGACCCCGAAGAAAGCCGCCAAGAAGCCAGCGGCGCCCGCCAAGAAGGCAGCCAAGCCCAAAGCCACCAAGGCCAAGAAGGCUCCGGCCAAGAAAGCGGCCAAGAAGUAG